Candida tropicalis MYA-3404 is the source of this 1281-nucleotide messenger RNA. RefSeq names its product chromatin DNA-binding HSP70/DnaK family ATPase. Bases 1 to 1281 code for a protein of 426 amino acids. The record is from RefSeq and is a predicted model, not a curated record. Gene Ontology annotation, biological process: tRNA threonylcarbamoyladenosine modification. Gene Ontology annotation, cellular component: EKC/KEOPS complex; cytoplasm. The transcript has a single exon. NCBI's taxonomy places the organism in Eukaryota, Fungi, Ascomycota, Pichiomycetes, Serinales, Debaryomycetaceae.
AUGUUUUUCUUAAUAUUCCCACUGUUAAUUUUUUUUUUGUUGGAGGUCGCGAUCUUCCAUCACCAAUUGAGAAUUCAAUUGAUUUUAAAAAAAAGAUUGAAUUUUUUUUUUUUUCAUCUUUCAUCAUCUAGUUUAUACUUCACUACAGGAAACCACCAUACAAUGACAGUUGAUUUAGAUAGAUACUUAAAGCCAGGUAAAGAUCAUUACAUAGCACUUGGGUUAGAAGGAUCUGCCAAUAAGUUAGGAGUUGGUGUAAUAAAACACAAUAAAGGUCCAUUAACAUCAACUAAUCGAGCAGAAGUUUUAUCAAAUAUUAGAGAUACUUAUAUAACUCCACCAGGAGAAGGAUUUUUACCAAGAGAUACAGCUAGACAUCAUAGACAUUGGGUCAUUAGAGUUAUAAAACAAGCAUUAGCUGUGGCGAAAGUUAAAGGAAUUGAUAUUGAUGUGAUUUGUUUUACUCAAGGUCCUGGAAUGGGAGCACCUUUACAAAGUGUUGUUGUUGCAGCAAGAACAUUAGCGCAAUUAUGGGAAAUACCAAUAGUUGGAGUGAAUCAUUGUGUUGGACAUAUUGAAAUGGGUAGAGAAAUUACCGGAGCAGAAAAUCCAGUGGUAUUAUAUGUAAGUGGUGGUAAUACUCAAGUAAUUGCAUAUUCAAAACAAAGAUAUCGUAUUUUUGGAGAAACUUUAGAUAUUGCCAUUGGGAAUUGUUUAGAUAGAUUUGCUAGAACUUUAAAAAUUCCAAAUGAUCCUGCUCCAGGUUAUAAUAUUGAACAAAUGGCUAAAAAGGGUAAACAUUUAGUUAAUUUACCAUAUACUGUUAAAGGUAUGGAUUUAUCCAUGUCUGGUAUUCUUGCAUCAAUUGAUAGUAUUGCUAAAGAAAUGUUUGGUAAACAGAAAAAAGUUAUAAUUGAUGAAGAAUCAGGAGAACCUAUUACUGCUGAAGAUUUAUGUUUUUCAUUACAAGAAACUUUAUUUAGUAUGUUGGUAGAAAUCACCGAAAGAGCAUUAGCACAUGUUGAUAGUAAUCAAGUAUUGAUUGUUGGAGGAGUUGGAUCCAAUCAAAGACUACAAGAAAUGAUGAAACUAAUGAUUCAAGAUCGUAAGAAUGGACAAAUAUUUGCAACUGAUGAAAGAUUUUGUAUUGAUAAUGGUAUAAUGAUUGCUCAUGCAGGAUUAUUAAGUUAUAGAACAGGGCAAGUUAAUGAGAUUCAAGAUACUGUAUGUACUCAAAGAUUUAGAACAGAUGAAGUAUUUGUUAAAUGGAGAGAUGAUUAG